AUGCCAGGAAUCACCCACCUCUCCAAACCCCUCGCCCAUCGCUACCCAUGGGCAAAAGCCCCCCUCAUAGUCAGCGCCCCGAUGCGCGUCUUCUCAGGGCCCGAACUCGCCGUAUCCGUCUCCCACGCCGGCGGACUAGGCUUUCUAGGCCCCAGAGUCAAAACGCAAGAAACACUCAGUGAUCUGGAGAAGUCUACCGAGCUACUCAAGAAACUGCACUCACCUCCAAACCAAGCGACCCUCCCCAUCGGCGUCGGCUUCCAGCUCUGGAGCGACGACAUCGACAUCGCCGUCUCCGCAGUGGAACAGUACAAACCCUGCGCUGUGUGGCUGUACGCCCCCUCAAACGGGCAGACAGAUAUAAACACCUGGUCGCGCCGCAUCAGGGCCGUUUCCAGCGAGACGCAGAUCUGGAUCCAGAUCGGGACGGUGCGAGAGGCUGAGACGCUCGUUGCGGGUGGAUCGGAGAGGCCUGAUGUUAUUGUUGUUCAGGGAUCUGAGUCUGGGGGGCAUGGACGCGCGAAGGAUGGAUUGGGCUUGGUGGCGCUGUUUCCGGAGGUGGAGGAUGUUCUUUUUUCUUCUUCUUCUUCUUCUUCUUCUGCUGCUGUUGGUGGUGGUAAGGGGAAGAUACCGCUCUUUGCAGCUGGGGGGAUUGCAGAUUCGCGUGGAGCUCUUGGAGCUAUUGCUUUAGGCGCAGACGGGGUCGUUAUGGGGACGCGGUUUCUGGCGAGCACAGAGGCGCGGAUUAGCGAUGGGUAUCGGAGAGAAAUUGUGCGUGCUAGGGACGGGGCGACGAGUACGACGCGGACGCUGCUGUAUAACCAUCUGCGGGGGACGUAUGGAUGGCCUGAGGAGUAUAGUCCGCGGACGAUCAUCAAUCGGUCGUUUGUGGAGGAGCAGGAGGGGAAGCCGUUUGAGGAGCUGAAGCGGUUGCAUGAUGAGGCGAUGAAGAAGGGGGAUGAGGGCUGGGGAGUUGAGGGGAGGCUUGCUACUUAUGCGGGGGCGGCGGUUGGGUUGAUUCACGGGGUUAAGGAUGCUGGGGAGAUUGUGAGGGAGUGUCGAGAGGGUGUUGCGAGGAGGUUUGCUGGUUUGGCUGAUGCGUAG
Aspergillus puulaauensis is the source of this 1104-nucleotide messenger RNA. Its product is annotated as nitronate monooxygenase. Gene Ontology annotation, molecular function: nitronate monooxygenase activity. The transcript has a single exon. The record is from RefSeq and is a predicted model, not a curated record. NCBI's taxonomy places the organism in Eukaryota, Fungi, Ascomycota, Eurotiomycetes, Eurotiales, Aspergillaceae. Bases 1 to 1104 code for a protein of 367 amino acids.